Caenorhabditis elegans is the source of this 1732-nucleotide messenger RNA. It is a transcript of the gene C05E4.15, whose product is annotated as F-box domain-containing protein. The transcript is spliced from 6 exons. NCBI's taxonomy places the organism in Eukaryota, Metazoa, Nematoda, Chromadorea, Rhabditida, Rhabditidae. The record is from RefSeq and is marked reviewed. The coding region runs from base 77 to 1081 and encodes 334 amino acids.
GUAGCAAGGACAGUCGAUAUUGUGCUUAUUAACAGUGUUUUCUUGAAUUUUAAAACCCGAUUUUUUUUCUAUGACAAUGAGUAAAAGUUCAAUUUCUGAUGAAUUCCGUAACUGUAAAGCGAUCACCGUAGUAUUUGGGAAUGAUUAUUUAUUGAAUACAAUAGUGGAGAAUCUAUCACAGGAUUUGUCAGUUAUGUCGAAGUACAGACUCGUCAAUCAAAGUUUCAACAAUGCGAUAAUCCAUAAAAUCAAGAAAAUGCAUCGCGAAGUAGUAAUUCGAAAGGAUUUUAAUUGCAAAGCCGAGAAUACAAUUAACUUUGGUUCAGAACGUAGAAAGGAUUAUGACUGCAAAAGCUGUUCAAUAUUUUUAAACUGUCAGAGAGUGACAAGCAACAAGAUUUCAAAACUUUUCAGAUUUUUGAAGAGUGUGGUUGAUAUCAAAAUUCAAAGACUGGUACUGAUACCCUGCCAAGUUAACCGAAUGUGCCUAGAUGACAAGAUUCUUCAUGACCUUGUUUUAAAAGAAUUAAUCGGACCGAAUUAUAAUCAUUUAGAGGAUUAUAUGGUCAUGUACGACAUUUGUAGGCAAGGAUGUGACAUGUGCUUUCGCAUUUCAGAAAAUUGUCUGAGAUAUGGUCCACUUCAGUCACUAGUUCUCAAACGGAAUAAACACUACGAAUCACUCGAAAUAAGAGACGAGUCGCUCUACUGCUAUGUUGAAAUGUACCUACACAAAAAUUUCCAUAAGUACACGGCUGCGAAUAUAAGCAAAACGAUUCUUCUCAGAUUGUUCCGUUUGUAUGCAAAUACUAUAACUUGCGAUUGUCUCUCAUUGAUAUUAUCUAGAGGAUUUGAAUCUGCAGCACAUUCGUUUCCAAAAGCACUUGUUGAAAUAAUUGUUUCCCGCUGGAAAAUUGAAACGUUAAAACUCGAAUUUAGUUUUGGAGAUAAACCAAGUUAUUCUCUAGUGCCUGCAGAAUAUCGAUACUUUUCAGUAAUAAAGUUGUCGGAACCGUUGGACUCGCAUACCUCUGCGAUAAGAAUGUUUGGAGUUUUCAAAGUAGAUUUUUCUUCUCUCUGAAGAAACAAUAGACGGAAUACUGGAAAAUUCAAGUAAUGUAAAAUCCCAAAUUGAGAAUAUAAUUCUGAACGUCCGAAUUAUUUUUCCGAGCAAGAAUAUGAUUGUGACAAUUUCUAAUGGAUUAGGUUCAAUAGAGAACGUUGAUGCAAUAAUUUCGAUAUUUAUGCGAAUAGCAGAAAUAAAUCCUCCAAGAAGUUCAAAUUUGAUAUUCAAACUGUAUAUUAAUGGAUUCAGUUCGAACCAAUCAAUUGUCCCUCAAGAAAUUUUCAUUUAUGAAAAUUGACCCAGUCCUUGAGAAAAACGAGUGGGAUUUGGAAAAUGUGUCCAAUAUUGAAGAAGAACACGGAAAAGAUCCAGAGGGAAAGAUAGUGACUUGGAAUGGAAAAGAAUUCUGUUUGAGGAACAUCAACACUAAUGGAAUUAUUAAAUUCCAUUUGUUUUUUGAGUUCAACUUCCUGACGUAUUUUUUCAAAAAUCAAACUGCAGUGACAAAAACCGGACUUCUUUGGCAUUAUCGGGAUAUUAUAAAUAGAAAUUUUAAUUAUUAAAUGUUUAUAUAUUAUAUCUAUUGCUUUUCAUAUGUUCAAAACAUUCAUGAUGUUCUUUUUUCAUUAUAAAACCCGUAAAGUACUGUAUAAUAAUAAGAAGAUU